Molecule: messenger RNA, 1936 nt
Organism: Suillus clintonianus
Lineage: Eukaryota; Fungi; Basidiomycota; Agaricomycetes; Boletales; Suillaceae
Exons: 5
Coding region: 468-1868 (466 amino acids)
Molecular function (GO): hydrolase activity, acting on carbon-nitrogen (but not peptide) bonds, in cyclic amidines
Source: RefSeq, a predicted model, not a curated record
CCGGACUCACACAACAUCCAUCUUCAAAAUCGAGAGCGUAUGAAGUAGCAUCCUCAACGCCUACAGUACCGUGGAAUGGCCUAGUAGUCGCAGAUAGACUCGGGUACAGCCAGUUUUAGGAGGAAUCAGCCGCCGUCACGAUGUAAUAAGACUUCAAGGCCACCGGUCUGCCAAGAGGGAUGGUGCGGGCGACAAGUCGCACUUAUAACAAGCCUCAGGCUUAACUUGAACAAUUCGCUAAUCGCACGUCGAACACGUAUUGCAUCCGGGAGAACACACGCUGCCGAGUCUGAUACAAGUACUGUGGCUUCCCGCUUCCGUCUUCGAUUAGCCAGCUGAGGCGAGUCUCUAUUAUUGGACCGUCUUGGUCAAGUCCAACUGCCAGUGACAUGCACAAGACCAUGAGAAAGUUCUGUCUGCACUCCCUCCCCCAGUAAGAUCAUUUCUGCGAGCGCUAGGGUACCAUAAUGGCGAGUUCAAACUUUGGCACGGUGAUACGCAACGUUCGGUUACCGUGUGCAGAACAACAUUCAGAGACUCCUGCAUGGGACAUAGCCUGCCUUGGUGGCCGGGUGCAGAGUAUAACCUCUUCAGGGUCAUGCAUACCUCACGAUGAAGCAACAGUUAUCGAAGCCGACGGCGGGGUGUUAAUCCCUUCGCUGUGCCACUCGCACAUUCACCUCGACAAGUGUUUUAUACUUGGUCAGUGUGAUCCUUUGAUUACUGGAUCUUUAUCUGAGGCUCUCCAAGUAACAAAUAAAGCUAAAGCAGAAUUUCCAAAGGAUGUCGAUAAUCUUUAUGCCAGGGCGACUUAUCUCAUCCGAGAGAGCGUGGAGUCUGGUGUCACUGCGAUGCGAGCCUUUGUUGAGGUGGAUACAACAGUGGGAUUCACAUGUCUAGAUAUGGGACUUCAGUUAGCCAAAGAAUGGGCUGAGGUUUGUCAUAUCCAAAUAGUUGCUUUUGCCCAAGAAGCGCUUUAUGAGUCUGCCGCUUCAACAGAACCCGGUCUGAAUUACAAUCUGCUUUGUGAUGCUGUUUCUCGCCAAGGCAUUUCUGUCGUCGGCUCUGCGCCUUGGGUUGAACCUGACCGCGCACAUGCUCUCAAGAACAUCGAACUCAUAUUGUCUCUCGCUGAAAAACACGACCUACAUGCAGACUUUCACCUGGAUUACAAUGUCGAUCCGGAUGCCGCUCCGAUGGUUUGGGAUGUGUUGCAGCAGAUGCAUCAGCGAUCCUGGCGCAGAAGUAGUGGAAAACGUGUUACUAUUGGACAUGCAACCAGGUUGGGGCUCUUUUCGGGCGAAGAGUGGGCCGAAUUAAAACGCGCCACAGACACGUUACCGUUGGAGAUUGUCGCACUACCGCAAAGUGACACUUACAUGAUGGGUCGUGCGGAUUCUAACGGGAAAAUUCCUGUCCCGCUUGCAGGGCGCACAAUCAAUGCGCCGCAGGUUUAUCGCGAGCACGGAGUCCGUGUUGCGCUUUCUGUGAAUAACGUUGAGAAUGCCUUCACGCCCCAGGGAUCGCUCGAUCCCCUCACGCUCGCUAGUCUUGGCGUUGCACUUUUCCAAGUUGGCACAGAACCAGACUGGAGAGUACUUUUGCGAUCGGUGUCGAUAACAUCUAAAGAAGCCAUUGGCGUCAUAAACGGGGGAAAUACUAGUGGUGAAUCUGCGGAUGAAGGCGAUGGGAUUGUCCCCCGCAUUGGUGAUCCCGCCGAUUUUGUUGUAGUGCAUGGGGCGCGUCGAUGGCAAUCUACAGUGCUAAGCCCGGGAUUCGAUCGCACAACAUUUUACAAGGGCAACGUCGUAGCAAGACGGAGGGCUCGGAGGUGGAAUGCAAACACGGGUGGAGAGAUCAGCAGUUAGUCAGAAUGAUUAUAUGUAUUACACGAUUAGGCCACAGUUGGAGUUACAGCGUUUGCUGGCCUCAAGUU